Molecule: messenger RNA, 897 nt
Organism: Ixodes scapularis (black-legged tick)
Lineage: Eukaryota; Metazoa; Arthropoda; Arachnida; Ixodida; Ixodidae
Product: putative nuclease HARBI1
Exons: 3
Source: RefSeq, a predicted model, not a curated record
UGCAUCGACUGCACCCACGUGCGAAUCAAGAGCCCCGGCGGCGACGACGCGGAGGUGUUCCGCAACCGCAAGGGAGUGUUCUCAAUCAACGUCCAGGCUGUCACCGGCCCCCAGCUGCAAUUUUACGAUGUGGUUGUGAGCUGGCCCGGGUCGGUACACGACAGCCGGAUAUUUGACAACUCCCGUGUGCGGGUGCUGUACGAGGAACGCCGGGUACCAGGGGUGCUGCUUAAGGACAUGGGCUACGCCUCCUUCUUCUUCCUGAUGACCCCCCUGGCAGAUCCCGGUCCAGCUAACACACCACGAGGCAGGUACCAGAAGGCCCACAUCAAGACGAGAAACUCUGUCGAAAGGGCCUUUGGCGUCUGGACGCGGCGCUUCCCCUGCCUCGACAUGAGGCUGCAGCACAAGCCACGUCGGGCCGUGCAGAUCAUCACAGCCUGCGCUGCACUCCACAACCUGGCCUGCCUGAGAAAGGACCCACAGCCUCCACCUCCCCCAGCUCCGCCAGUUGUGCCUAGGGCACGGAGACCCAGGAGGAGGGCCACACGGCCAGUCCACCUGCCACCCGCCGUGGACACCGUGGAGGACUCCCUCACGGGCAUACAGAAACGGGAGCAAAUCAUCGAAAGAAGCUUCAAGUAGAAACUUCUUUCGAAGUGGAAGCUCCCUUCUGCAAUGACUGAUCGAGCUUUGCCUUAAAGGGGCGGUGGAACAAUAUUCAGUUAUAAUGUUUUUCACUUUACACAAGCUUACUGGCACUAGAGGAACCCUAGUAUACUUAAAUGCAAUGCCGCUGACCAAGAAACAUUUUUUGUUGCAGUGUAAUUUCAGAUAAAAGCAACCAUUUUCUUUCAAUCACUCCUACACAAACGCUCAGGGGUCGCAUUGUCGGUG